AUGUCCGACUCACCAGCACCUCCCACCCCUCACCAGCAACUCAGUCAACUGGAAAACGAUGUUGAGGUUCUUCUCUAUCACAUGACAGAGGAACUAGUCUCGUGUGUAUUGGACGAAUGCAAGGAGACUAAAGGGUUUUCCAAGACCGCAAAGAUGGAGGAAAAAAGAAGUGAGAUAGCGGACAGCUUGAGCGAUUCAAUCGUGGAGAUGAUGCAGCUGAUAAAUGGAUGUUUUGAUUCGUUGGGAGCCGAGAUUGAGAUGGACAAGAUUGCAAGUGUCUUGGGAAUGGUGGGCGAUAAUUUGAGCCUCUGA
Molecule: messenger RNA, 312 nt
Organism: Glarea lozoyensis ATCC 20868
Lineage: Eukaryota; Fungi; Ascomycota; Leotiomycetes; Helotiales; Helotiaceae
Exons: 2
Coding region: 1-312 (103 amino acids)
Source: RefSeq, a predicted model, not a curated record